GGCCCCCGGGACCGUCAUAUCUCAAGCCGCAGGUUGUGCGAGCCAGUGCUAAGAGACCUGCCUGAAGAGAGAGGAGCGGACCUAACGUAGACGGAGCCCGUCAUUGCAAUGGCACUGUGUCGGAUUAUUGCCUUCACUCUCCUAUGUUUAGUGGAAUGCAUGGUUAUCUCGGCUUUCAACCUGGACACGGAAAACGUCGUAAGGAAAUCCGGGGAUGCAGACAGCCUGUUCGGGUUCUCCCUUGCAAUGCACCGACAACUAAUCCCAGCUGAUAAAAGAAUGCUCCUGGUUGGGGCUCCCAAGGCCAAGAAGUUAUCCAAACAGCAGUCCCAGAUAACUGGGGGACUGUACAGCUGUGAUAUCAACUCCCCCAACACUGAUUGCCAGCGAGUUAACUUUGAUAAUGACGAGAACCAGAAAUCUGAGAGCAAGAGUGACCAGUGGAUGGGAGUUACUGUGCAGAGCCAGGGGCCUGGUGGGAAAAUAGUGACGUGUGCCCACCGCUACCAGCGUCGCCUGUUCGUCAACUCACCGCAGGAGUCGCGGGACAUCACAGGCCGCUGCUACGUGCUGAGCCAGGACCUGACCAUCGACGAGACCACGGGCGACGAGGGCGGGGACUGGAAGUUCUGCGAAGGCCGGGCCAGGGGCCAUGAGCGCUUUGGCUCCUGCCAGCAAGGCCUGUCCGUCACCUUCACCAACGAUUACCACUACCUGGUGUUUGGAGCACCCGGAGCCUUUAACUGGAAAGGUGUAGUGCGGUUGGAGCAGAAAAACAACACUCUGUUGGAGAUGGGUUACUAUGACGAUGGGCCGUAUGAGGUCACGUACAAAACUGCGGAAGGACUGGAUGACGUCACAGUCCCAGCCAACAGCUAUUUAGGGUUUUCUCUGGACUCUGGUAAAUUACUGACUAAGAAGGGCCAACUGACAGUGGUUGCUGGAGCUCCUCGAGCCAAUCACAGUGGGUCAGUGGUUCUGCUUAAGAAACGGUCUGAAACGUCGACGCAGCUGGUCAGCGAGUACAUCCUGGAAGGCGAAGGUCUGGCUUCCUCCUUUGGCUACGACCUUGCUGUACUCGAUAUAAAUGGAGAUGGGUGGCAGGAUCUUGUAGUCGGAGCCCCACAGUUCUUCAUGAAGGACUCGGACAUCGGCGGGGCGAUCUACGUCUACAUUAACCGAAACGGGGACUGGAACAAGGCCAGUCGCACCAGAAUCGACGGCGCCAAAGACUCCAUGUUUGGCCUGGCUGUGGAAAACCUUGGCGAUAUCAACCUGGAUGGAUUUAAUGAUGUGGCAGUGGGGGCACCCUACGAUGACGGUGGAGAAGGGAGCGUCUACGUCUACCACGGCUCGGCCACCGGCCUCAAACUGGACCCCACCCAGGUCCUGAAAGGAAAAGAUCAGAACAUUAAGCUGUUUGGGUACUCCUUAGCAGGUAACAUGGAUUUAGACAACAACAAGUAUCCAGACCUAGCCAUUGGAUCCUUGUCCGACACUGUGGUUAUGUACAGGUCCAGGCCUGUAAUCAACAUAGAAAAGAUCAUCACCACGACCCCAAAGGAGCUGGACCUCACUACGAAAAACUGUGGGGACCACAUAUGCAUUCAGGUGCAGGCCUGUUUCAAAUUCACAGCCAAAAACUACAGCCCCUCCGUCAGAAUGUCGUACUCAAUCCAGGUGGAGUCGAAGCGGCGGAAACAGGGUCUUUCCUCCCGGCUCUGCUUCAGCCCCUGCUCGUCCACCGACCUGGGCUACGAGAGCACGGGGGUCCUGGACCUCAAGAAGCAGAACGAGCAGACCUGCGUGACCAAGACCCUCCAACUGCAGGAUAACAUAAAAGAUAAGUUAAGAGGCAUCCCCAUUGAAGUGUUUGUGGAGAUCCUGAACCAAUCGGGACGCAGCAAGAGACAAAGCUCCCUCCGCGACCUUCUCCCCAUCCUUGCCUCCAGCCAACCAGCUCUUUCAGAGGUGAACUUUCUGAAGGAAGGAUGUGGCACUGACCACGUGUGCCAGAGUAACCUGAAGCUGCAGUACACGUUCUACUCUUGCGAGGAUAACAAAAACAUCUUCCACCCUCUGCCAGUUCAAGAUGGCGUUCCGGUCAUUUCUCUUGGUGACCAGAAGGAAAUCGCCCUGGAGGUCACAGUGACCAAUCAGAAUGGAGAUGACGCGUACGAGGCAGUUCUUAUUGGAACUUUCCCCGACUCCCUCUCAUACUCUGCCUUCCGCCCCAAGAACAACGACAAGCAAGUUAUCUGUGUGGCCAAUCAGAAUGGGUCACAGGCUGACUGUGAGCUGGGGAAUCCUUUCAAAAGAAACUCAGAAGUAUCAUUCUACAUUAUUUUGGGCACUGGUGGUAUAUCACUGGACACGACAGAAGUAGAAGUUACUCUUCAGCUCAAAACGACAAGUGAUCAGCCACCAAUCACCCUGACAAGGAAAGCUGAUGUUGUGAUCGAACUGCUCCUGUCUCUCUCUGGGCUGGCUAAACCAUCUCAAGUUGAAUUCACUGGGGAGGUCAAAGGGGAGAGUGCAAUGAAGUCAGAAACUGAAAUUGGCAGCCAGGUUGACUAUGAAUUCCGGGUCAUUAACCUGGGCAAACCCCUGAAGUCAGGCACAACGUUCGGCACGGCCUUCCUGGACAUCCAGUGGCCCAAGAGCACAGCCACAGGGAAAUGGCUCCUGUACCUGAUGAAGCUCAGCACCACUGGCGUGGAGACGGUAGGCUGCAACAAGCCCAACGAGAUCAACGAACUCAAACUCCAGCAGGAGUCUUCACUGACGAGACACAAGCGUGAAGUGUCAGAGUCAAGCUCAGAUGAAGCCAAAUUCUCCCUUUUUACUGACAAGAGGAAAUUCAAAGUCUUGUCCUGCGAUGCUGGAGCAAAAUGUGUGCAUUUUAAGUGUCCCCUCCAGGGAUUGGACAGUAACGCUGUCAUUGCACUGAGGGCCCGCCUCUGGAACAGCACCUUCCUGGAGGACUUCUCCAGUCUGAAUUAUGUUGACAUCCUUGUGAAAGCAUCGCUUAGUCUGGAUGCUGCAGCUAAAAACAUAGUGCUGAAAAAUGAAGACACACAGGUACGAGUGACAGUGUUCCCAGGACGUAAGGCGGCGCAGUAUGGAGGCUUACCUUGGUGGAUCAUACUGGUUGCUAUUUUGCUGGGGUUGCUUCUUUUGGGAUUACUCGUCUUCCUGCUCUGGAAGUGUGGAUUCUUCAAGCGUUCCAAGUAUGACGACAGCGUGCCGAGUUACAAUGCCGUGCGGAUUAAGCGGGUGGAGCGCGCACACACACCUGGGAAGCAGUCGGAUUCACCGGAGAAGAAACAGUGGAUGACGUCCUGGAAUGAGAACGAGAGCUACUCCUAGCCUUCCUCCACCAUGACUACUAACGUGCAUGUUUAAUUUGCUUAAAACCAAACCAAAGACGCCUUUACUAAGACACUGAUCCAUUUUGAUUUUAUAUAUAUAUAUAUAUAUCCAUCCCAAGGAACAAAUGAAAGGAAAUGUAAAAAAUUUAUUUUGCUGCACAUUCCAUGUUGAGGGACUCAACUAGAUGAAAUGGCUUAAACAUGGUAAUUGCUGAGGGAAAGAGGAUUCACAGUGGUCCAUUUUAUAUAUAAUUUUUUUUUUUUUUACUGUUUUAUGUAGUGCUUAGUAUAUGACAUGCAUCCAAACUGUUGUAUAUAUAGCAUAUUUUCAUGAAUUCAUCAUAAAAAUGUCUAUUUAUUCUCAUUCUUUGUUUAAUCAAGCAGGCCAAAGAUUCCUAAUGUCUUUUUUUAUGUUUAUGUGGAUCUAUGCAAGUUUGCAGGUCACAAACAUCCAUGUUGCUAUUCUUCCACCUUUUUUAACCUUCAGUUUUACUUGGAACCAUUUGGAUGGAUGUAAAUAUUUGUGUCUUUUUCUGUUGUUACUACUUAAUGCUUGUUUUGUCUUUUUUUUUUUUUUUUUUUUUUUUUUUAAGAAUCGUGACUUGGUACCAGUUUCAGUUUAACCUUGCAGAAUGUAUUUAACUGCUGUGAUUAGACCACUUAGGCUAGAAUGAUCGGAUACCAUGGCUUCAUAAACCUGGACAGUUGUUCUGUAGGUCAUCUACUCACCCAUUUACAAAGGUCACCUUUUAAAAUUGCAAGUGCUGGAAAUGGUUGAUGCAAGUUGGCACCUUUUUUACAAUGAAAAGUAUUAUGUAUUAAUGUUCCUGCUGGGUUUUUUCCUUAUUUUUUACAUGCUGUAAUAUAAAUGGUAAAAAGCCAUAUUUUCCCAAAGACAUGAAGAAUGCAGACAUUUUGUUAUUAAAUAGGUCAUGAAAUAUUUUUUUUUUUAAAUUAAAAGUAACUGCUGUGGAUGGAGAAAACAUCAGCAGUGCGCAAACCUAACCCUAACGUUCAGAUUCAGUACUUACUAGAAAACAAAACUGGGAACAAAUGAAUCAAUGACCAAAAACAAUAAAGACAAGUUUUCGUAGUGCCCUUGAA
Molecule: messenger RNA, 4475 nt
Organism: Electrophorus electricus (electric eel)
Lineage: Eukaryota; Metazoa; Chordata; Actinopteri; Gymnotiformes; Gymnotidae
Gene: itga6b
Product: integrin, alpha 6b
Biological process (GO): integrin-mediated signaling pathway; leukocyte migration; cell-matrix adhesion
Cellular component (GO): external side of plasma membrane; integrin complex
Molecular function (GO): integrin binding
Source: RefSeq, a predicted model, not a curated record